Molecule: messenger RNA, 2025 nt
Organism: Parnassius apollo (apollo)
Lineage: Eukaryota; Metazoa; Arthropoda; Insecta; Lepidoptera; Papilionidae
Source: the annotation of a GenBank genome assembly
AUGGCCCCGAGUUCCCGGCGCCCCUUUAAUGGGGCAGGGGUGCGAAGAAUCUCCGGGAGGAAAACCGGCGACGAGGUUCGCCACCCGUCACGUUCUGUCUCCCGGAGAGGCGAAAAGUGGAUUGCAGAGGUCCGUCUGGCUACGUUGAAUGUAUGUGGGGCAAUGAAUGAUAAAAUGGAUGAAGUAUGCGAUAUGAUGAAUGAUAGAGGAAUAGAUGUGUUAUGUGUAAAUGAGACGAAAAGGAAGGGAAAGGAUGUCACUACACAUGGCAUGUAUACCGCAUACUGGUCUGGUGUAGACGAGAUCGAGCGGGCAUGCCAGGGAGUAGGUAUCAUCCUUUCAGAAAGAAUGGGCCAAUGUGUGAAAGAGUAUGAAUGUGUAAGCCCAAGACUGCUGUGGAUACGAAUGAAAGUGGGCUUAAAGAAGUUGUUUGUGUUAGGGGUCUACGCCCCAGACAUGUCUAAGCCCACUUAUAUCCGAGAGCAGUUUUGGGAAAUGGUAAGGAUGGUGUUAAUGGAGUGUAAGGGAAAUGAAAAUAUUAUUAUGCUAGGAGAUUUUAAUGGAAGGGUUGGGGUGAGGAGGCUUGGUUAUGAAAGGAUAUUGGGAACGUUUGGUGAUGAAAGUAUAAAUGAGAAUGGUGAAAGUCUCCUCACCGUAUGUAUGGAAAAGAAUCUUUUUGUGACGAACACUUGCUUUCGCCACAAGAGGAUUCACAUGUAUACUUGGGAAAGAGGUGACGAUAGAAGCAUGAUAGAUUUAAUAAUUGUGGAUGAAAGAUUGAGGGGCGCAGUUGUAGAUACAAGGGUUUACCGGGGUUCUAACGUAGGAACGGAUCAUUAUUUGGUUCUAUGCCGAAUUAAUGGUCUAUUCAGGCGUUGGCGCCAUCGGUCAUCUGUGUCUACCACUGCGUUACAGCGUAUUAGAACAGAAAGGUUACAAGAUGAAGGUGAGAAAAAGAAGUUCAAAUGUAGACUGAAAGAAAAUAUAAGUGGUUUGGAUGAAUUAUGUAUGAAGGAGUUAGACUUGGAGAAUGUAUGGCAAAAUGUAAAGAAAGGUUUAGUGGAUGCAGCUACCGAAGUAUGUGGUGUUAGUAAGAGAAAGAAUGAAAGGAAAAAUAAUACGUUAUGGUGGGAUGAUGAGGUACGUAUGGAAGUUGAAGCAAAGAAGAGAGCAUGGCUAGAUUUACUAGCAACAAAGGCUGGUAAUUCUAGCGGUACGAAUGAUGAUAUUGAAAGAAAAAAGGCAGUCUUUAGACAUCUUAAUAAGAGAGUAAAAGAAGUAGUUGAAAGAAAAAAGCAAGAAAGAACGGAUAAGAAUGAUAGAAGAAUAUCGGAUAAUUUCCAGGCAAAUAUUAAAAUGUUCUGGAAACUUGUAAGAACUGCCAGGGGACAUUCAAAACAGCCUAUGAUGAAUGCUAUAAGAGACGAGAAUGGCUAUAUUCUGAAUGAUGAAGUUUUGAGUUUAAAGAGAUGGAAGGAAUAUUUUGAAAGCGUGUUUAUGAGUGAGGAGACAACGUGUGUACUAAGUGAAGUAGAAAUUCCGAAGGAAGAGGAAAGAGGUAGCGAGAUUAGUGUAGGUGAAAUAAUGAAAGCAAUGAAAAGCAUGAAAGCAGGUAAGGCUGCCGGAUAUGAUAGAGUUUCACUCGAAAUGCUAAGGGCUGGAGAGGAAGUGGUGGCAGGCCUGCUGCACACCUUGUUUAAUUUAUGCUGGGAACUGAAGCGGGUACCGGUAGACUGGUGCAAAGCCGUGAUAGUCCCAGUAUAUAAGGGAAAAGGGUCGCAGCAGGACUGUAAAAACUACCGUGGCAUCAGCCUUCUUAGCAUUGUGGGAAAACUGUAUGCUAAGGUACUGAUUGAAAGGGUCAUGAAAGAAACUGAUGGAAAAAUUUGGGAUGUGCAAGCAGGAUUUAGAAAGGGAAUGGGAUGUACAGAUCAAGUCUUUUCCAUGCGCAUGAUCGCGGAGAAGUUUUUUGGCCAAAAACCAAAAGGUUUUUUGUGCGUUCAUGGACUUGGAAAAGGCCUAUGA